AUGCUCCACAAGGGUCAAUGGACUAAAGAAUGGCGUGCUCCGGACAUCGGAGGAAGUCGAGAUUUCCUCUGGGCCAGAGCGGCGAAUAGUGUUUGCGCGCAUCACAAAAGUGUUCCGAUUACCAACGGUCCUUUGUUCUCCAGUAACGUGGACAUUCGACAGCAGAAUACAUCUGCCUCGAGAGCGAAGUUACUCCUCGUCGCGAACGACGAUCUCGUGACACCCUCGUCGCAACGACAGCCCGUUCGCUUCGUCGGCAGCAUGGGGCUUCGCCAGGACCCUUCGCCCACGGCGAAAAAGUCGAAUGCGCUGCCAUUCGGACAAGAUGUUGCUCUGAGCCAUCUUGCAGGCCCGACAUAUCUUACUGCACAGACAUUAGUGCAGCAGGUCGCCUACGCGCUCUCGGACAACUGCUUCGCUUACUCGCCGCCCUCCUUCGACCUCGACGCAGCCGCCCGAUCCUGGCACGAUGCUGGAGAGAAGAAUGCCUACAACGCCAUCACAGGCUUGCAUAGCCUGCAGACGCGAAGCGGCGCGGGCAGUAUCGCGCUGGGAUACAUGUUUAGUCCCGACUUCGACUUGAGCAGGAGACGCGUUCCACAAUCCAUUGUCGCUAGCACUGGCAGUUUGAACCAGCUUCGCCCCCAGCUGGACCAGUUGAGCCUGCUCUACGAUGUUGCCAAUCCGACUGCGCUUCAAAUUGCUGCAGUCGAUUAUGCUGCAAACACAAAAAGUGGUCUGGUGGCCGACUACGCCACGACUCUGACACUUUCUGAAGAGCUGGGUCUGGGUUUGGUGACUAGCAGGAGUGCAUUUGAGGUGCAACACAUGGCUUUGUUCUCCACGCUGCUCGCCUCCAUCCUGCCAACCAUCCACACCUACGAUGGCAUCACUGUGGGCCGUGAGACAACUCGUGUCAUCGAUGUGUUGAACGUGUCGAGCUUGAAGCGGACCUACGACACCGUACUUCAGAACACCCAGGAGGACAGGCAAUCCAAGCGAUUGACGAACGAAGGCAAGCUUUUGAAGCUCCUGAAUGCGUUCAAUGCCGAGCUGGGCACCGAGUACAAAGCAUUUGAGUAUCACGGACACCCACAGCCGGACAGCGUGACAGUCGUUUUCGGUACUGUUGAGGCAAGCGUCGCUGCACAGGUCGCCGAAGCCCUGGCAGAGCAAGGCGUCAAGGUUGGAGUGAUCAAUGUGCGCGUUUAUCGGCCCUUUGUCGAGGACGAGUUCAUUGCCACUCUGCCUCCCACCGCACAGCAUGUUACAGUCCUUGGACAGGUUCAAGAUCAGGCGUCGGCUCUUGACCCCAGCGUUACCAGUAACCUGUACGCCGAUGUUCUUGCCGCUGUCAACUUCCAGAGCAUGACUUCUGGAACAUCUCCAAGUGUCUAUAAUGUGAAGUACGCGCGCGAGACAGUCUGGACGAUCGCCAAGAUGGACGCCAUCUUGCAGCAGGCCAACUCUAAGGGCGAGUGCCAGGUCUCCAUCCUGACCCUCGGCGACAAAGACGCCAAGCAAUACACAUUCUGGGAUGUGGACUCGAGCAGCAGCGCUAGUGCUCCCGUCAUGCUUGGUCAACUGCUUGCCGAUGACAGUGCACUCAAUGUUUCAGUUCGCUCUGGUCACGAUAAUCUGGUGCAAGGUGGUGCUCUCCGGACCGAUGUGCGCACGUCAUCGCGAAGCAUCGAAAGCGCGUACAGUAUCAAGAGCGCCGAUGUGGUAGUCGUCGGCAGCGAGAAACUCUUCAAAGACUUUGCCGUCAUUGAUAGCGUCAAGCCAGAAGGCACAGUGCUUCUCAAAUCGCCUGGCUGGAAGGAUGAGGACCUGGAGAAGAAGCUGGGUCCUUCGCUUCGCAAGGCCAUUGCGACCAAGCAGCUUGCUCUAUGGAUCCUUGAUCCAGCGGCCAUUUCCAAGGUGGAAGAAAAUCCUGAGCUUGAAGCUUAUCUCUUACAACUGGCAUUCCUCAAGCUCUCGAAGCCAGAGCUCUACGCAGCGGGCUCGAAGAAACUGCAAGUUGCUGGCGACGCUCUCGAGGUGUUGGUCGAACAGCUAGAUCAAUCCUUGAAGAAGGCCGAGAUUCCUGAGAGCUGGCUGACGAUCGAGCCUGAGGAGAACGAAUCACUGCCUGUCGCAGAAGAUCUUCAAAUCAACAGUUUCGCGCCAUUUGAAAGGACCGAAGAGGAACCUCCUUCGCUUCUCAAAGACUGGAAGAUCGCUGCCAAGGGCUUAGCUUUCAAGGAAGCAUAUGGCACCAAGACCGCACUCCGACCUGAUGUUGGCGUCAAGACGGCAAUUGUGCACAUCAAGGAGCAUCGUAGACUGACGCCAUUGACGUACGACCGUAACAUCUUCCACAUUGAGUUUGACCUUGGCGACAGCGGAGUCAAAUACGAGAUUGGAGAGGCUUUGGGUAUCCAUGCGGAGAACGAUCCAACUCAGGUUGAGGAGUUCAUCAAGUGGUACGGGCUUGAUCCAGCUCAGAUUGUGGAGGUACCGUCCCGCGAGGAUCCUCAACUGUUGGAGAACCGCACUGUGUAUCAAGCUUUGCUCCAAAACGUUGACAUCUUCGGUCGCCCACCGAAGCGAUUCUACGAAGCGCUCAGCGAGUUUGCCGAUGAUGAGAAGGAGAGAACCGAACUCCUGAUGUUGGGUACUGGUGGCAACCAAGAAGCUGUGCUCGAAUUCAAGCGCCGCGCAGAAGUGGACACCAUCACCUAUGCUGACAUCUUGCUGGAAUUCAAGUCGGCGCACCCUGGCUUCCACGACAUUGUGCGCAUUGUCAAUCCGAUGAAGCGCAGAGAGUAUUCCAUCGCAUCCUCGCAAAAGGUCACUCCAAACAGUGUCAGCUUACUCAUCGUCACCGUCAACUGGGUCGAUCCCAAGGGCAGAGAUCGCUUUGGUCAAGCAACUCGAUAUCUCGAUAGCUUGCCCAUCGGCGCUCCUGUCACGGUGUCCGUGAAGCCAUCGGUCAUGAAGCUGCCGCCCAAGACCACGCAGCCCAUCAUCAUGGCAGGCCUGGGUACUGGACUUGCGCCCUUCCGUGCGUUCGUGCAAGAGCGAGCCUGGCAACGUGAGCAGGGCAUGCCGAUUGGUGAUGUCUUCCUGUACAUGGGUUCGCGACACAAACGCGAGGAGUACCUGUAUGGAGAAGAAUGGGAAGCAUACCAGGACGCGGGCAUCAUUACCUUGCUCGGAGCUGCAUUCUCUCGUGAUCAGCCGCAGAAGAUCUACAUUCAGGACCGUAUGCGACAGACACUGGGUGACAUCCGUCGCGCAUAUCUCCGAGAGGAGGGUGCUUUCUACCUCUGCGGACCGACUUGGCCUGUGCCGGACGUCACCAAUGUGCUCGAGGAGGCCGUUGAGACUGAGGCACGUGCUGAAGGCAAGAAGAAGAGUGGGCCAAAGGAGAUCGAGAGGUUCAAGGAGGAGCAGCGAUACAUCCUUGAGGUGUACUAGUUAUUUGAUGGUCACUCGUUGUUGCGACUAUAUAGAAUUGACUGAUAUGGCAUGAUUUGCAGUGGAGUAAAAA
This is a messenger RNA of Cercospora beticola, 3535 nucleotides long. It is a transcript of the gene MET10, whose product is annotated as sulfite reductase subunit alpha. The record is from RefSeq and is a predicted model, not a curated record. Lineage: Eukaryota; Fungi; Ascomycota; Dothideomycetes; Mycosphaerellales; Mycosphaerellaceae. Gene Ontology annotation, cellular component: cytosol. Gene Ontology annotation, molecular function: sulfite reductase (NADPH) activity; FMN binding; flavin adenine dinucleotide binding.